Molecule: messenger RNA, 399 nt
Organism: Lactuca virosa
Lineage: Eukaryota; Viridiplantae; Streptophyta; Magnoliopsida; Asterales; Asteraceae
Source: the annotation of a GenBank genome assembly
AUGCGCUAUGAUACCCUAGACCUAACUCAUAGUGCAGCUGCCACUUUUCCUCCACCUUUAUUCCAUCCUCGCCGGCGCCGCAACCGCUCUCACCCUUCUUCGACUUAUAGCGUCGCACCACCACCUCUGUUGAGGUCUUCAACCACCGGACGCCACCACGCUGCUUCUGCCGUUGAUGUAGAAGAAGAGCCGUCAACCUUAUGUCUCCCCACCGCCACCAUCCUUUCUCCACCCCAUGCUCACAGUGCCGCAACUACGACCACCGUUGCCACCGGUGAAGAACGUGAAGCGAUGGAAGGGACGCUGAGGACAUCGGGAGAAGCCGGAAAGAGCUGGAACGUGCCUGUGACGUCGCGAAAGCUUCCUCUUCUCCGGUUCGUUGCUGCAACGCCGCCUUAA